AAGCGUCCUAAGCGCAUGUCACAUCCGGUCUGAACAGCCGGCAGGAUUGAAGGAAGAAUCUGGAGUAGGCAGUAGUGUCGUUUAUUUUAAAACACUUUAAGAGUGUGUAAUACAUCAUUAUAAUAUAACACACUUGAUUUUGCAGUCACAAUGACUUUCGAUGUGCGGAGGUUCGAUAUCUACAGGAAAGUGCCCAAGGAUCUCACCCAGCCCACAUAUACCGGAGCUUUCAUUUCAAUAUGCUGCUGCGUCUUCAUGUUGUUCCUCUUUCUCUCAGAACUGACAGGAUUCAUCGCUACAGAAAUAGUAAAUGAACUGUAUGUGGAUGACCCCGAUAAGGACAGUGGGGGGAAGAUAGAUGUGAGUUUAAACAUCAGUUUGCCAAACUUACACUGUGAUUUGGUGGGUUUGGACAUCCAGGAUGAGAUGGGGCGGCAUGAAGUGGGCCACAUAGAGAAUUCAAUGAAGGUGCCUCUUAACAACGGCCACGGAUGCCGCUUCGAAGGGGAGUUCAGUAUUAAUAAAGUUCCAGGAAACUUUCAUGUGUCGACACACAGUGCGACCGCUCAGCCCACGAGCCCUGAUAUGACCCACGUCAUCCACAAACUGGCGUUUGGGGAGAAACUUCAGGUACAGCAUGUCCACGGGGCGUUUAAUGCGUUAGGUGGAGCCAACAGACUUCAGUCCAAUGCUUUAGCGUCUCACGAUUACAUUCUGAAGAUCGUCCCUACAGUUUACGAGGAUCUGGGAGGGAAGCAGAGGUUUUCCUACCAGUACACCGUGGCAAACAAGGAGUAUGUGGCGUACAGCCAUACGGGCCGCAUCAUCCCGGCCAUCUGGUUUCGCUAUGACCUGAGUCCAAUCACAGUCAAAUACACCGAGAGGAGACAGCCUUUCUACCGCUUCGUCACCACUAUUUGCGCUAUCAUCGGCGGGACGUUCACAGUGGCCGGCAUCAUCGACUCCUGCAUAUUCACAGCCUCUGAAGCCUGGAAGAAAAUCCAGAUCGGGAAAAUGUCAUGAGCUGUGCUCACAUCCAUCAAUCACGUCUUUUAUUUAAGCCAGCCAAACUUCUGCUCACACUAGCCACAACUGGAAGACUCUUAUCUUCAUUUCUCAUUCAGAUUCAGACUGCUUUUCAUCUCCAAACGAUACAGUCAACGACAGUGAUUUCAUUUUGGGUUUGUAGGUGUUUUCCUUGUUUCACUGCCAUAUUGAAUUCACUAACUCAGCCGUGUGUUGAUGAAGCUGUGCGGAAAGAACCUGUGUUUCGCCAGGGUUUCCUCAUUCGCAGACGUGAGUGUGUAGUGUUAUAUAAGAGGUAUAGUGUCACUUUGAUCUGUUCUAGUGAUUAAACAGAACACUAAAAGAAUUGAGCUGAUCGUAGGGACUGCUUGACGUGAUCAGGCCAUUAAAAUUUACAUUUAAAUAUACAUAAAUGGCCAAAAACUUAUAAAACAUUGGUGCAUUGUGUGAUGUAUUUUCAUGACAAUUAAAGCCAUUUUCCCCGGUUCUUAUUACAUCAUACAGUUAGUCAUAUGUUAUUUAUGUUUUGUUUACACUUCAUGGUAGUGUUUAUUGCCUUUAAUAUGUGCAGAUUUAAAUAAUCGUACUGCAUUACUCUAAUAAGAAUCAUAAUGAAGAAUGAUGGGAAUAACUAUCCAGAUGAAUUUGGGGUUAUAUAUAUUUUAUUAUCAUGAAAAUGCAUUGAAAAUGAUUUUAAUGUUCUUGAAAUUGGAUUGUUUAUCUUUAUUCGGGAGCUUGACGUAUUUCAUUAGAUGAACCUGUACAUGUUUAAAGCAGUUUUGAUUUGGUGUGUGAUCUCAGAUCGUCUUUGGUGAUCUUGAACUCUUGAUUGUAGGCCUGUAUUUGAGUUUCUUAAAGUGUUUGUUUGAAGGGAAAUUAUGAAUGUUUUUACUAAAGACUCUUGAAGGAAUGUUUUUUUAAGUUUAUGUCGGUCUGUAAAGGACUCUGUGGCUUAAUGAUACUUUUAUUUCCUCAGUAUAUAAGGUUUAAUGUUUAACCUUUUAUUGUUUUGGAGAUUACGCUGGAAACGUGUUGUUUACGUCUUGUCAAGCGUUCCCUGCUUUAAAGAGCGUGAAAGGUUUCCUGUCACUGUUAUUCUGGUUGAACCGGUUACACUGGCCGCUCAAAACAAAAGUAAGUGUGGUUUCAGAUAUGUGAUGCGCUGUUGACAAGUCAACCAACAGAAGUGUAUUUUCAGUUCCCUCAGUGAGAACAAAAACCACAAACAGCUUCUUUUUUAAAACCUGUUUUAAUCAAACAAGCCCUGUUGAGUUGCCAUGUUAGCAGAUAUUUAGCCCAACUUGAUCAUCUUCUGGGCCACUCCACUGUUUACCAUGAUGGUUAGAUUAAACCACAGCAACAGCCAGUUUCUUUGUUGUUUGUGUUUGUAUGUCUUUUCAAAAUUUGGGUUAGUGUUUUUUUUUCUUCAUGAUUUUAAUAAAGGUUUACCAUAAUGUUGAAAAAGAAUCAAAAUAAACAUUAUGGGGCCAUGUAACAAGA
Molecule: messenger RNA, 2526 nt
Organism: Ctenopharyngodon idella (grass carp)
Lineage: Eukaryota; Metazoa; Chordata; Actinopteri; Cypriniformes; Xenocyprididae
Gene: ergic1
Product: endoplasmic reticulum-golgi intermediate compartment 1
Exons: 10
Coding region: 151-1023 (290 amino acids)
Biological process (GO): endoplasmic reticulum to Golgi vesicle-mediated transport; retrograde vesicle-mediated transport, Golgi to endoplasmic reticulum
Cellular component (GO): endoplasmic reticulum; Golgi membrane; endoplasmic reticulum membrane
Source: RefSeq, a predicted model, not a curated record